AUCAACACCAUUCCAGAAUAUUGCAGGUUCUCUCUAACCAAUUGUAAUAGCAAUGGCCACAAAAGAGCCUACAGAACUCAGAAACGAGACAAACGAGUUCGACUUCCAGAAAUCAUCAGUAUUUGAACAGCAUUACCCCUUUUUGAAAAAGGUGGUGGCAGAGAUUAUAGCAACGUUUCUGUUGGUGUUUGUGACAUGUGGUUCAGCUGCUCUUUCAGCUAGCGAUGAACACAAGGUCUCAAAGCUUGGAGCUUCCAUAGUCGGUGGGCUCAUAGUAACGGCCAUGAUCUAUGCCGUUGGCCACAUCUCCGGCGCACACAUGAACCCGGCUGUCACUCUAGCUUUUUCUGCGGUGAGGCAUUUUCCAUGGAAACAGGUACCAAUUUAUGCAGUCGCACAACUAACAGGAUCAAUAUCAGCCUCUUUUACUCUGUCUAUACUAUUGCAUCCCAUUAAGCAUGUGGGAACUACAUCACCUUCUGGAUCAGAUAUUCAAGCUCUAAUCGUAGAGAUAGUCAUGACAUUUUGCAUGAUGUUCAUCACUUCUGCCGUCGCCACAGAUACUAAAGCUAUUGGGGAGCUAGCAGGUAUAGCAGUUGGCUCUGCAGUAUGCAUAACAUCAAUUUUUGCAGGACCAAUAUCAGGUGGCUCCAUGAACCCAGCCAGAACACUAGGACCUGCACUUGCUAGUUCAUACUACAAGGGAAUUUGGGUCUAUGUGGUUGGACCUGUUACAGGAACCCUACUAGGGGCAUGGAGUUACAACUUCAUUCGGGUCACUGACAAGCCGAUCCAGGCCAUAUCACCGCGCUCGUUUUCAUUAAAGCUAAGGAGAAUGAAAAGCGACAAUGAAAGGCAGGUUGUUACCUGCACAAACCCUCACGAUUCAGCUUGA
Messenger RNA from Fragaria vesca subsp. vesca, 895 nucleotides. Its product is annotated as aquaporin NIP2-1-like. Gene Ontology annotation, cellular component: membrane. The transcript has 5 exons. Gene Ontology annotation, molecular function: channel activity. Gene Ontology annotation, biological process: transmembrane transport. The coding region runs from base 53 to 895 and encodes 280 amino acids. The record is from RefSeq and is a predicted model, not a curated record. Lineage: Eukaryota; Viridiplantae; Streptophyta; Magnoliopsida; Rosales; Rosaceae.